Messenger RNA from Momordica charantia (bitter melon), 1111 nucleotides. The record is from RefSeq and is a predicted model, not a curated record. NCBI's taxonomy places the organism in Eukaryota, Viridiplantae, Streptophyta, Magnoliopsida, Cucurbitales, Cucurbitaceae.
ACGCAUUAUGUUCUUCUCCUUUGUUCGUUCAAGGAACAACUCCAACAACAUGUCCGAGUUCAUGCAAUGGAAGCAGUGAUGGCUUGCUGGGACAUUGAGCAAUCCCUUCAAAGUUUAACAGGAGUUUCACCUGGGGAAGGUACAGGAGCGACAAUGUCGGAUGACGACGACGACCAGGUCGACAGCGAUACGAAUUUGUUUGAUGGGAGUUUAGAGGGUGCAGACACCAUGGGAUUUGGCCCUCUUAUUCCCACAGAGAGUGAGAGGUCCUUGAUGGAGAGGGUCAGGCAAGAACUGAAGCAUGAACUAAAAUCGGGUUACAAGGAAAAAAUUGUGGAUAUAAGAGAAGAAAUUCUGAGAAAGAGAAGAGCUGGAAAACUCCCUGGUGACACCACCUCUGUCCUAAAACAAUGGUGGCAAUCACAUUCAAAGUGGCCUUAUCCUACAGAGGAAGACAAGGCAAGGUUAGUGCAAGAAACUGGCCUACAGCUGAAACAGAUAAACAAUUGGUUCAUUAACCAGAGGAAGCGAAACUGGCACAGCAAUCCUUCAAGUUCCACAAACUUGAAAAGCAAACGCAAAAGUAGUGCAGGUGAAAACAGCAGCGACCGUUUCAAAUGACACUUUGGUUCAACACCAAUUCCUGUUUCAACACUCUGCUGCAUAGCAUUAUAAACCCCAUACCAAUUAUUUAGAAGCCAUUUUUAAGCCUGCAAAACGAACAUAGCUAUCGUGUUGACUGAAGAAGUUAGGGAUGAGAACGAGGACGAGGAUGGGGACAUACAUGAAAAUAUGCCGUAUGACGGGCAGGUGUUUCGGAAUUACUCGAAUCGAAAAGAAGUAUGAAGAUGAUUAAUGGUGUUAAUGUGAUAUAUGAUUAGGAAUUGAUAUUUAGGGGAGUAUAUUUUAGUUGAAAUGAAUUUGGAUACUCCACAUGGAUUGGAGUUGUGAUUUUGUUUACCUUCUUCAUGUAAUGUGAAUAAGAAAGGUGAGGGGUUAUAUGGGUGUACAGUUUUAAUAAUCUGUGCAUUGUUCCUUACAGUACAAUUAAUACAUGUGAUUAUAGCUCCUUUUUUUUAAUUUAAUAUUACAUAGUGGAGAAUUAUAUAUU